CCUCUGCCACAAAAAGCACCCCGCCUCUGCCUGUCUGUCUUUCUGUCUGUCUGCUCUGCUACGAACCGUGCACCACUUCAACACCACCCCCUCCUCUCUGCUCUCUGCAGCUCUCCUUUGCUCACUCUCCCCACCUGCAGCUAUACUCUACACUCUUCCUUCAUUCCUCCCUCCCUCUCUCUCUUUCCUUCUCACCCCCACCCUCGUUCUCGUGAUCUAAACAAACAAACAAACAAACCAACCAACCAACCAACAAUCAAACAAACACAAUAUCGCUCACAGCAUCAGCACCCGUCAGUCAGUAGCAGUCAGUCGUUGGCCUACGCCGGGUCGGGUCUCGUAUGAAUGAAUGAAUGAGAGAUAUGCUUGAUUGCUGAUGAUGACUCACUGGCUCUCUCUCUCACUCUCUCACUCACUCCCCGUAUGACUGCGUCGCAGCUGCUGAGUAGAGAGCUCGCUCCAUGCACUGUGGACCACCUAUGGGCCGAAUCUUCGGUUUGGUUGGCUCGAGGCGACGAGUUCAGAUCAGCAUCGAUUCAUUCAUUCGGUCAAAAGGCGCAUGUGCGCUCGUAGAGCUUCGUAUAGGGACCGGCAGGCAGAGACGGAUGGAUUAGACGGACGGGAGGACUAGAGCGCCGGAUGGGUUCUUGUAGGCUCGUAGUCCGUCCGUCCGAGGGCCGGGCCGGGCAGGGCAGGGCUCCAAUCUGGGGCUGCCAUGGCUCCCACGGCCUCAUGGGCUCGGGCUUCGCUUUGCGUCGUCGCCCUCGUGGCUGCUUUCGCGGCUACCUAUCAUCUACCCGCAAUUAAUGAUGCGGGCAGCACGGACAAUCCCCGGCCCCGUCGUCAUCAGCUGCAUCACGGCCGUGGUGGCGGCCCCAGAUCAACUUUGGGAUCGAUGUAUCGAUGUAUGAGAGGGUCGAUCGAUCGAUCGAUCGAUGGACUGAAUGAUCUGGAGUUGGCAAUUGGACUUCAUUUGACCCCUUGUCUUGAUGGCGAGAUCAGUGGACACAGCGAUGCGCAGAGCAACUGCUUUUGGUACAGGGCUCGGAGCGUACGACACAGGAAAAUUGAAUGGAACAUCACUGGAGCAGACGAGCAUGGCUGCGAGCUCUGCAAGUACAUUGUGCCGCUGGCGCACAACUGUUGGUCGUCGACACAACCGUGAAAUUUGGAGUGAUUUAUGAGGCGAUCUGCUGCCCAGGCUGCGGUCAAGGUUGGUCCUCACUCCGAGCGGAUCUUCCUGCAAACGUCAAGUGCAUUCAAUGUCCGGAGUGAACUGAAACAUCGAAAAUAGUUUUUAAGAUGAAAGUGUAUGAAAAAAGUGCUUAUCCCAUCCAUAAGCAUCCACAACAUUUAUCUUUACACACAUCGA
This is a messenger RNA of Marchantia polymorpha subsp. ruderalis, 1372 nucleotides long. NCBI's taxonomy places the organism in Eukaryota, Viridiplantae, Streptophyta, Marchantiopsida, Marchantiales, Marchantiaceae. The record is from the annotation of a GenBank genome assembly.